This is a messenger RNA of Olea europaea var. sylvestris, 1043 nucleotides long. RefSeq names its product calcineurin B-like protein 7. The record is from RefSeq and is a predicted model, not a curated record. Gene Ontology annotation, molecular function: calcium ion binding; kinase binding. NCBI's taxonomy places the organism in Eukaryota, Viridiplantae, Streptophyta, Magnoliopsida, Lamiales, Oleaceae. Gene Ontology annotation, biological process: calcium-mediated signaling. The transcript is spliced from 9 exons. The coding region runs from base 157 to 828 and encodes 223 amino acids.
CUAAUAUAAACAAUGUGUAAUAAAUUGUUGAUGAAUAUCUUUACGAUUUCAUAUACAGGUUGUUUAUAUAGAGCAAUCUGAGUUUACCAUCCGACCAAACAACAGCCUAACGCCUUCACCAGAACAAAAAGAAAAAGAUAAAGUUUGCACAGGAUUAUGCAUUCCAUAAAGAGCUGUUUUUGCUCAUCGAAACCUAGAUAUUCAGCCCGGUUUAAAGACCAUGCCAUUCUCGCUGCCGAGACAACUUUUAAUGUGAACGAAGUCGAGGCUUUACAUGUUCUGUUUGAACAACUAAGCCGUUCCAUUAUCGAUGAUGGUCUUAUUCACAAGGAAGAAUUUAAGCUUGCACUCAUCAAUAGCAAGAGCAAGAACAAUCUCUUUGCAGACAGAUUGUUUGAGCUUUUUGAUCUUAAGAAAAAUGGGGUUAUCGAAUUCGAAGAAUUUGUUAAAUCCUUAAGUAUCUUCCACCCAAAUACUCUAGAUGAAGACAAAAUUGCUUUUGCAUUCAGGUUAUAUGAUCUAAAUCACACUGGCUACAUAGAACGUGAUGAGUUGAAGGAAAUGGUAUCGGCCACUUUGAGCGAGUCGGAUUUAUACCUUUCAGAUGAUGCAGUUGAGACAAUUGUUGAGAAGACGCUCUGGGAGGUAGAUCUGAAUGGAGAUGGAAAAAUCGAUUUAGAAGAAUGGAAGGAAAUGGUUGCAAGAAAUCCUUCUCUCAUAAAGAAUAUGACCCUUCCUUAUCUCAGGGAAAUUACUUUAGCAUUUCCACAUUUUGUGAUGACGACUGAAGUUCCAGAUUCAAAAUUGGUCUUUCAAACGGCAAACUAAAUCAUGCCAUGUCAUGUAACAAAGUGGUGUGAGAUCUUAUCAGCAUAUGACACUUGGUACUCAUAGAGACAGUAACCAUUUUAUAAUUUUUUUCCUGUUAAUUGUAACAUAUGAUUGUUGUAAGAAGUGUACAAAAAGAGCUAUAAUAAUCAAUUUUCACUGCAAAUGAGCAGAAUAUGUUCUAAAGUUGGUCUCUUAUUGUGGACUGUGGAGCA